AUGAAACAUUGUUCUAAGCUCAUUUAUUUCUUUUUAAAUAUUGGAUAUAACAAAGAAAGAAGAAAAACAAAAAUAGAUUAUGGCAAUAUGGGUAUGAUUGUCUUUUAUUUUAUUUAAUUGCUUGGUUACGUUUAUAAUUAAUUUGAAGGCAAAUAAAUUUAGUUUUAUGAAAAUGAUUAUUUAGCUCUAAUAGCUUAAUAUUCCUCAAUUACUUUUAUGAUUACAUCUAUAUAUUACGAUCCAAUUACAAAAUUUGCUUAUUAUUGUAUUUUUUUGAUCAUAUGUUUAAUAUACAUCCUAGUCAUAUUCUAAAUAUUAUUUAAGGUAUUAUGAUGAUUUUUAUAUAGCCAUUUUCUACAAAUAAUUUAGUUAAUAAAUUUAUAAGUUUUUAUUUUAAGAAUUUUUAAUGGUAUUUUUUAACACCUUUUCAUGAAUGCAUAAUUGGAAUUACAACUUGUGGUACUUUAGCAUAUUUAGCAGAAUAUAGUAAUUUUAAUCCUUUACAAUGUUUUUCAUUAAUUUCACCUCAUUUUAUAUUGAUAACUAUCAUAAGCUAAUUACUAAUAAUUCUUACCGGUUUUUUAUCUUCAUAUUGUUAUAGAAAUUAUGAAUUUAUGUAAGGAGAUUUGAUGAGAAAAUUUAGUUACUUUAACUUUAUAACCUUCUUAUUACAUAUGGCUUUAUAGAUAUCUUCUUAUUGGAGAGAAAUGUAUGACCAUUAAAAGAUUAUAACUCAUUUAAUUCUAAAUAUCUUAAUAAUACUAUUAAUUUUUGAUACAUAUAAAAAUAUUCCUUUUGGUUUUAAAUAAGAAACUAUCUUUUUCAAUAGUUGUUUGUAGUGUGCAUGGUUUUUUGAAAUUUUAGUAGCUUUAUGGAUAUUUUCUGAUUUAAAUGAUGGUCAUAUAUUUUUGACAUUUUGCAUUUCAAUUCCUGUAUUAUUUUUAUUUAUAAUAGUUGAUAUUUACAAUCAAUUAAGAACUCUAUAAUAAUUAUUUUGAUAAAUCAUGUUAAUUAUUUUUUAAAUGUAAGACUAAUAAAAUAAGUGAACAUCCAUUAGAAUUUAUAUUUUAAUUAUGUCAUCAAGAAAGUAUUGAUUAAAGUGAUUAUUAUUUAAUACUAAAAUAUUUAGGGAUUCAUUGUUAAAAUUGUUGCGAUUUUACAUGUCCUUGUAAAUAAAAAUUAAAUAAAUUUAUAUUAGGAACAAAUAAAUUAAAUAUACAAGUUAUUUUUAUUUGGGUACAACAUUAAUUUUAAAAAAUGAUAAAAUCAAUUAUGUAAGAUUAGAAUUAAUUUUCAUAUUUUGAAUAAAUUACAAUAAAAUUUGUAACUUUCUUAUAAAAAUAUAGAGAAAACUCUGUUUUAUCAUAUAAAAUAAUUUAAGAUGUUGUUUACACUUUUAAAAAAAUGAAUUAAGUAAAUAAACCUUUAUUCUUUUAAAAUUUAACUAAAUUAAUUUAAAAUUUAAAUAAAACUGAGAUUGAAAAUAGUAAUAGGCUAGGAAUAUAAAUAGAAUUGUAAGAAUUUAGAAGUUUAUAAGACUUCAAUUUAUUUUAUCAUUAUGAAGAUAAAAUUAUUAAAUUAUUGCUUAAUUUACUAGUUUGUAAUAAAUCUUUAUGGUAGUAAAGUAUAAAUUAAUCUAUUUCAGAUGAUAAUAUUAUAAAAUUUUCAAAAUAAAUAAGAGUAAGAACUGAAAUGGUGAAAAAAGAAUUCAUAAACUUUCAAUCUUAAAGAGAAACUCCAGCUAUUGAUUCUAUUUUAGUUCUUAGAAUAAAAUUAGUAGUUUCAUUAAUUUGUAAAGAAGAUAUAAAUAGUUGUUUAAAGAUAGCCCAAUAAAUUGAGAGUUUAGUUUAGGAAUAAACUAAUUCAAAAAGUUUUUUCAAUAUCUUAUAAUUUAUAAAUGGUUAAGCAUUAUCAAUUGUUUCAAAUGCUUAAUCUUAAUCUCUAGGUUUUAUAAAUUAAAAAGUAAAUGAUUAAUUUUAUGAGUAUUUUGGUUAUAAAAAUCAAUAUACACCUUUAACUUAAAUAGAAUAAUUAUUGCCUAAUAAAUUAGGAAGAAUUCAUAAUGGUCUAGUUGAAGCUUUUUUAUUAAAAGGAAGAACUAAAAGAUUAUAUGCAAAUUCAGAAUAAUUUAUUUUAAAUGCUGAUAAUUUAAUUGAAAAAGUCAACAUAUGUCUAACUGCUUUCCUUCCAUAAUCUAGUGAUUUAUAUUAAUUUUUAAUUAUUGGACAUUUAUUGAAAAUUACUAAGUACUAAAAUUAAGAAAUUGAUUAUUUUAGAAAAGGGUAUAUUUUAGUAGAUUCUGAUUUUUUAAUUUUUGGAAUAACAAGAAAUAUAUAUGAAAGAAUUAAUUAUAAAUAUUUCUACAAAAAUAAUGAAAAUUUAGAGUUAAUUUAACCAGAUGAUAUUUAUUAAGUUUUUACUAUAUAAGAAUUAAUACCAUCUAUAUCUUUUAUUUUAGAAGAAUAUUAUAGAUUAUUGACAAUAAAAAAUUAAAAAAGAUUGAUACAUUAGGAUAUAAUUUGUUAACGUGAAAUAGGAGUACUUUCUGUUCCAUCUUCAAAAUAAAAUCAUAAUAUAGCAACUUUAUCAUUUUAGACAAAAAAAUAUACAAAUAAAAUAAUGUUGAAUAAUUUAAAAGAUAUUGAUACUUAUAUUUAAAAGAUUAAAACAUAAAAUUCUAAACUAUUUCCUAUUGAAUUUAGUGUAGUUUAAAAAGUUUUGUAUUAUAUAGAAAAUCAUACAACUUAUGAAUUUGUUUAUUUUGUAAUAGAAAUUAAUUUUUUGGAAGAUCCAAAAUUAAAUAAAUUAACAUUUUAUUAAGAUGCAAAAACUCCACUUUUUUUAGAAAUAACAAGAAGAUAAUAAUAAUAACUUAAUGAUACAAAUAGACAUUAUUAAAAUGAUAUAAUUUGUUCAAAUGAUGAAGAUGAAAUGAAUGAAUUUAUAGGAUAAGAAGCAGAAUUUACAAAUACUGCUACAAUGAAUAGUUCAAAUGAAAUGGAUAAAUAAUUAGAGAAAAUUAUUGUUUACAUGAAUGAUAAAGUUUUACCAAAAUCUAUCAAGAUUUUAAUUGCUUAAUUUAUCAUUCAAAUUUUAGUAUUAAUAAUUUUUAUAAUUUUAAUAUCAAAUAUUUAUUAGAAUAAGAGAAAUCUUUAAUCAGAUUGUAUUUAUAGAAGCACAGCUGAUUUGAACUUUUUAGAUGCAUAUAGUUAAACUAUGUCAGGAUCUAGACAUGUAAUUUAUUAUAGAGAUUUUUAUACUUUAUAAGAAGAUACUUUAAUCUCUAUAAAUAAUGAUUAAAUAAAUUUCAGUAGAUAAGAUAAAAUUUAUAUAUCUUGGUAGCAUAUAGCAAAAGGAAGUAUUAGACUUAUCGAAAUGUAUCCUGAUUAUAAAAAAAUUGCUUAGUAAAGUGAAACUAAAUUAAUGACCUUUUAUUUUAUUAACUUUGAUUUGAAAAGCAAAAUCUCUUAAAUAGUUUAAGAUUAUUUUACUUAUUAUCAAAUUAUGCAUCAAAUUUUCUUCUUUUCAUAUAACUCAUUUGCAUCGUCACCUUAAACCUAUUAAUAAGAGAGAAAUGAUACAUAUAUGACAUAAAUAGCAAGAUCAUAAGUUUAUUAUAAUUUUUUUGAUGUAAGUGAAAGUGUUAAUAUUACACUUGAAGAUUGUCAUAUUUUUAAUACAGAGAUGAAUAAUUAUUUUGAUUAAAUAGUCAACUAUUAUUUUUUUGGAUUUUAUUCAAUUAUUAUAUUUCAAUUAGCAGCUUUAAUUAUUUAUUAUCUCAAAGUAGUUCGAACUUUCAAAUUUUAUUUGAAAUUAUUUAAAAUGUGUGAUAAAGAUGAUUGUAUUCAAAUCUUAAAUUAAUGUGAUUUUUAUAUAAGCAUUUUAUCCUAAAACAGAAUUUUCUUAAGAUUAAAAAAUUUCGAGUUAUUAUUAAAUUGCCCAAAAUAAAUAUUAGAUGAUGUUAGAAAAAGUUUAAAUCAAACUACAGUAAUUAAUAUUCAAAAAAAGUAAAUAAAAUUUAGACAUAUUUAACAGAAUUCUAAUUAUUCAAAUUAUUGCUCAAUUUUGAUGAUUAUAUUAGUUUAAUUAAUUAUUGCUGCAUAUGUGUUAGCUUUUCAUUUACAUUAUCAUCAAAUAAAGAAUUCUAUAGGACCUAUAAGUAAUAGAGCAAUUUUAGCUUAAGAACAGAGAUUGAAUUUUAUUGUUGCUACUAGUAGAUUUGAUUUAUUCUUAAUAAAAGAAUAUUUUGAAACUUAUGCAAUAAUUAAUAAAUUUGAUCCAGAUCAUUAACUAAUGACCAGAAAUAUCGAAACAGAUACAUUAAUACUUAAUUUAUUAUCUAUAAAUAAUGAAUUAAUUUAAGAAGAUAUUAUUAGAUUAAGAUUGAUAGAUUUUACAAGUUUAAUAUUACAUAAUGAAUAUUAAAAUUCAGAAAUCAAUGAUUAAUAAUAAGUAUAACUUUUAGGAUAAGAUGUAUGUCUUUUAACUGGUUGUGACAUGUAAAAUUAAUUGUUAUUUGAUAAAUUGUAUUCAAAUAAAUUAGUACCAUAUUUUUAGACAGGAAUAGUUAAUUUUCAUAAGAAAGUAUUAACAUUUGUAGAAGAUACUGCUUCAUUAAUUUUAAAACAAUAAACUUAAUUAGAAAAAGCUCAGACAAUUGAGUAAAUUCUUAAUGAUAGUGAAUAUCUUAUUUAUAUAUUAUGGGGAAUAGAUAUUAUCUAAUUUUAAAUUGCGUAAUUUAGUCAAUACUUUUUAGAUAUAUCUUCAUAAACAAUAGAUAUAUUAACAAAGAAUAACUAAAUUAUUAUUAUUUUAGUUGGAAUUUUAAUUGGUAUCUUUGUUUUAAUAUUUUAAAUAUUAUUUACAUAUUACUAAUACAAUCGAUAUGGACUUUCUAAAGCAAUUAUUAAAUCAAUUUCUAUUCCAAUCUUAUUUUAAAGAAAUAUUCCAAAAUAUCUAGAAUCAUUUGGAAGAAAAUAUGAACAAUGA
Molecule: messenger RNA, 4989 nt
Organism: Paramecium sonneborni
Lineage: Eukaryota; Ciliophora; Oligohymenophorea; Peniculida; Parameciidae
Source: the annotation of a GenBank genome assembly